CACUCCUUUGUUUGAGCCUUUUCCGCCUCUGCUGCUGCUCCCUAUCUCCCGAUUCAUUCCCGGCCAAAGUCCCUCAUCACUCCUUUCCCGUUACUAGUGUGCGGCUGCAGGCGAAGGAUCUUCUUCAGGUGGUUCCGCAAAGAUAGAGGCUUUAGAAUCAGAUGGAGGGCGUGAAGGAGGUCCACCUCCAGAGGUUAACAGUUAGUCAGGAGGAGCAGUUGAAGGUCGAAGAGAGGGUAUCACAAAUUUUAAGCGUAUUGACUGAUGUAUCCCCACAUACAAAAUCCUUAAUGUUGGAGCUUUGGAAUGACAAGCACAUCGAAUUUCUGAUGGCGGGUUUUAGACAACUUGGACCUAGCUAUUGUGUCUUGGAUGCAAAUCGCCCAUGGUUGUGCUAUUGGAUUCUUCACUCAGCUGCUCUUUUGGGGGAAUAUGUUGAUUCUGAACUUGAGCAGCGUGCAAUUGACUUUAUUUCUCGUUGUCAGGAUGUUGAUGGUGGCUAUGGUGGCGGCCCUGGUCAGAUGCCACACCUUGCAACAACUUACGCAGCUGUAAAUUCACUUAUUACCUUGGGAGGCAUUAGCGCUCUUUCAUCAAUAAACCGGGAAAAAAUGCACAUGUUCCUUAUGAGGAUGAAAGAUCCAUCUGGGGGCUUCAGAAUGCAUGAAGCUGGUGAAAUGGAUGUCAGAGCUUGCUAUACCGCAAUAUCUGUGGCCAGUAUUCUGAACAUAUUGAACCAUGGAUUGGUUGAAAAUGUUGGAUCUUACAUAUCAAGUUGCCAAACAUAUGAAGGGGGAAUUGCAGGGGAGCCUGGUUCAGAAGCUCAUGGCGGGUACACGUUUUGUGGGUUGGCAACAUUAAUGCUGAUUAAUGAGGUUGACUGUCUGGACUUGCCUCGGCUUUUGGACUGGGUGGUGUUUCGUCAGGGAGAAAUAGAAGGUGGUUUUCAAGGUCGAGCAAACAAGUUAGUGGAUGGUUGUUACUCCUUUUGGCAGGGGGGAGCUCUUGCACUUCUUCAGAAAAUAUCGUUACUUAUUGAUAAGCAACUGAAGAUGUCAUUUUUAGGUUCAACCAGACAAUCUUCAGAGAGCACCUUCAUUACCGAUUUAAAUCUCUCCAAAGAAGGAAAAGAUACUGGAUUUUCUUUCCUUGAUGGGGUAGCCGAGUCUGGACCUUUGUUUGAUCCGUUCGCCCUACAGCAUUACAUACUUUUAUGUUCUCAGGUUUUGGAAGGUGGAUUCAAGGACAAGCCAGGAAAACAUAGAGACUAUUACCAUACUUGCUAUUGUCUAAGUGGUCUUUCUGUAUGUCAGCAUAGCGAGUCCAAGGCCGUCGGAGAUUCACCAAAACCAACCAGUGUGUUGGGCCCAUUUUCCAAUUUGCUGGAGCCUAUUCACCCUCUCUUUAAUGUGAUUUUGGACCGAUACUACGAAGCGCAUGACUUUUUCUCGAGGAUGUAGCAGACACCUGCACUUGAGCUUUUUUCUUCAAUUCCUGGAGUUGGCUUUCUUUGAUUGCUUCACUGGCAUCUGCCUACAACUGAACUUAUUGUACCAUCGCUAACCUCAUUGAAAAGUUCUACCCUACCUUUCUGUAGUUCAUAGCAGUGUCAUGAGUUGAGAUUUUAAGGGUCAAUCCAGUAAUUUAACAUUACAUUAACACCAAAUAGAGAGAGAGACAUGAGAAAAGCAAAGAGCAUUCUUUGAAUCGUUAACUACUUCUGUUU
This is a messenger RNA of Nymphaea colorata (pocket water lily), 1726 nucleotides long. RefSeq names its product protein farnesyltransferase subunit beta. Bases 162 to 1460 code for a protein of 432 amino acids. The record is from RefSeq and is a predicted model, not a curated record. The transcript has 15 exons. Gene Ontology annotation, cellular component: protein farnesyltransferase complex. NCBI's taxonomy places the organism in Eukaryota, Viridiplantae, Streptophyta, Magnoliopsida, Nymphaeales, Nymphaeaceae. Gene Ontology annotation, biological process: protein farnesylation. Gene Ontology annotation, molecular function: protein farnesyltransferase activity.